ACAAUGUUUGACAUUUGAUUUCUGUUAUGUUUAUGUCUUUUCAAGUCUUUUAAUUGUUGUUUGCAAGUGUACUACCGGUAUUCGUUUUCAGUUGUUUUCAGUGGACAAUUUACUAGAAUUAUUUUAUAAAUUUUAAACCGUAAAUCCAGGUGCUUUUAGAAAUAUGAGUGAUACAAAAGAAGAUAAAAGAAAAAGAUCCGGUGAUGCCGAUUCUGAAGAAGAGGAGGAAUGGAUAGGGCCACUACCAUCCGCUGCUGCACCUCCAAAGAAACGGAAAGUUCUAGAGUACGAAAAGUUAUAUCUGGAUAAUCUGCCAUCGACAGAAUGCUACGAGAAAUCUUUCAUGCAUCGAGAUACAAUUUCGCAUCUGGUGGUAACAAAAACGGACUUUAUUAUCACCGUGAGUGUGGAUGGACACGUAAAAUUUUGGAAAAAGAUGGAACAGGGAAUCGAAUUCGUCAAACAUUUUCGUAGCCAUUUGGCUCCGAUAAAUGCUCUUGCGGCUAAUUCGAACGGCUCGUAUCUUUGUACCGCUUCAGAAGACAAGAACGUUAAGGUGUUUGAUGUGGUCAAUUUUGAUAUGAUCAAUAUGCUUAAACUAGAUUACGUGCCCUAUCGGGCCGAGUGGAUCCACAAUACUGGGGAUGCGAUUGCCUAUUUAGCAGUAGCGGAUCAGGAUUCUAGCAAAUUGUAUGUGUACGAUGGAAAGGGUACCAGCACUCCACUACAUGUCCUGGAGAAAUUACAUACGCAACCAGUAGUGCUCAUCAAAUUUAAUCCCGUUUAUGAGUUGACGAUUUCAAUCGACAAAGCUGGUAUAUUAGAGUACUGGUUUGGGCCUCGGUACGAUUUUAAAUUUCCAUCCAAAGUUGUUAACUUUGAAUCUAAACUCGACACCAGUUUAUAUGAAUUCGCCAAAAACAAGGCCAUGGUCAUUUCCCUAGCAUUUUCUCCGGACGGAAAAAAGUUUGCUACCGUUUCUGCGGAUAGGAAAGUUCGUGUUUUUGGACUAUUGAGCGGAAAAUUGUUGCGCGUAUAUGACGAAAGUCUCGCGCGGUAUAGCGAAAGUCAGCAGCUUUCGCAGGCUCUUUCUAACAUGGAAUUUGGACGUCGGAUGGCAAACGAGCGAGAUUUGGAAAAAUCCGAUUCUUUCAGUUUAAUGAACAUUACGUUCGACUUUAGCGGACAUUUUAUUAUGUAUCCUACAAUGCUGGGUAUUAAGUUGGUAAAUGUUGACACCAAUAGGUGUGUAAAAAUAAUUGGGAAAAAUGACAACCUGAGGCCGUUACAUCUAGCUCUGUUUCAGGGACGUGUGAAAAACUCUAAAGCUGCUAUAACAUUAGAACAGGAAGCAUCAGACAACCCGGCACUGCAAUCAAUUGUGAAUGAUCCUACGUUGUUCUGCACUGCUUACAAGAAACAACGGUUCUACUUGUAUAGCCGACGGUUACCAUCCGAUUUGCAGGAUGUUGAUCGUGAUGUGUUUAACGAAAAACCUUCGAAGGAAGAUAUUAUUUCAGUUACCGAGGGGCAAGGACCACAAAAAAUUUACGAUCACGCCGUUAUUCACACCACGAUGGGUGAUAUUCACAUGCGACUGUUUAGUAAGGAAUGUCCGAAAACGGUGGAAAAUUUCUGUGUGCACAGUAAGAAUGGUUACUAUAACGGCCAUAUCUUCCAUCGAGUUAUAAAAGGUUUCAUGAUACAAACCGGGGACCCAACAGGAACGGGAACCGGCGGACAGUCGAUAUGGGGUGGCGAGUUUAAGGACGAGUUCUGUUCAACCUUGAAGCACGAUCGACCGUAUACGAUCAGUAUGGCUAACGCCGGUCCGAAUACUAAUGGUAGCCAGUUUUUUAUAACUGUUCUUCCAACGCCCUGGUUGGACAACAAGCACACUGUUUUUGGCCGCGUACACAAGGGAAUGGAAGUAGUGCAGAAUAUUUGCAAUAGUAAAACAAACCCGAAAACCGACAAACCGUACGAGGAGAUUCGGAUAAUCUCAAUUAAUCUUUCGUAGAUAACGCGAUGGGCUGCUAGCAGUGAAGUAGUGUAGAGUAAGUGUGACAAGGGUUGUUUAUUAGCAUGUAAAUACAUCAUUAUACUCGACUGUA
Molecule: messenger RNA, 2114 nt
Organism: Wyeomyia smithii (pitcher-plant mosquito)
Lineage: Eukaryota; Metazoa; Arthropoda; Insecta; Diptera; Culicidae
Product: peptidylprolyl isomerase domain and WD repeat-containing protein 1
Exons: 8
Coding region: 164-2020 (618 amino acids)
Biological process (GO): protein peptidyl-prolyl isomerization
Molecular function (GO): peptidyl-prolyl cis-trans isomerase activity; protein binding
Source: RefSeq, a predicted model, not a curated record